Musa acuminata AAA Group (dessert banana) is the source of this 987-nucleotide messenger RNA. Its product is annotated as B-box zinc finger protein 20-like. Gene Ontology annotation, molecular function: zinc ion binding. The transcript has 3 exons. Gene Ontology annotation, cellular component: nucleus. Gene Ontology annotation, biological process: regulation of DNA-templated transcription; photomorphogenesis. The record is from RefSeq and is a predicted model, not a curated record. Lineage: Eukaryota; Viridiplantae; Streptophyta; Magnoliopsida; Zingiberales; Musaceae. Bases 1 to 804 code for a protein of 267 amino acids.
AUGAAGAUACAGUGUGAUGUUUGCGGCAAAGAGGAGGCUUUGGUGUUCUGCUGCGCGGACGAUGCCGCCCUCUGUGACGCCUGCGACCGCCGGGUGCACUGCGCCAACAUCCUCGCCGGCAAGCACCGCCGCUUCUCCCUCGACUCCCCCUCCGUCCGCUCCAAUCCCCUCUGCGACGUCUGUCAGGAGAAGAGAGCAGUCCUGUUCUGCCGAGAGGACAGAGCGAUCCUCUGUGGAGCCUGCGAUGCCUCCAUACACAGCGCCAACCACCUCACCAUGAAGCAUAGCAGGUUCCUCCUCACCGGCGUCCGCUUCUCCGCCGCUCCCAUCUCGGCACCCGAGCCAGUGACGGCGGCGUAUAGCUUCUCCGCCACUGCCAUAGUCCCCGCCGCCUCUACGACCUCGGCCACAGCCAACUUCGGCGCCAGUAGCAUCUCGGAGUAUCUCAUCAAGAUGUGCCCAGGCUGGCACGUUGAGGACCUACUGGAUGAUGAUGCGGCCGCCAACGUCGCCAUGGAUGGCUUCUCCAAGGUGGAUGAGUCGCUGCCUUCCCUGGACGCUGAUCUGGACAGCGGCGGCGGGCUGGAAACCAUCUGCGCGCCACACGUACCUCAGCUUCCUCCACCAGGUCCUCCCGCCGGCGGCGCCGCCCACGACCAGCACCGGCUCGGAGGCAACAAGGUAGGAAUCAACUUCCGAGAGCGGACCGAGCAGGCGCUCGUGGUGCCUCAGAGCUCCUCUAUUCCGACUCCCAACAAGAGACCAAGGCGCUCGUUAACUUUUGGUGUGCCUAAAGUUAGUUAAUCACAUAUUAGCUUAUAAUUAAUUAUCUUUAAUAUAUCUAUACUUUCAAAAGUCUGUUAACUCUAUUUCCCUUUGAUUUAUCAUUGAAUAUGUAUGAUAUUUUUAUCAAUAUAAUCGACGACAUAAAGAGAAAGAUGAUUAAAUAUUUUACUUUCAUAAGUCUAAGAAUUUGAAUGUAAUUUU